Rhagoletis pomonella (apple maggot) is the source of this 1398-nucleotide messenger RNA. RefSeq names its product protein ALP1-like. NCBI's taxonomy places the organism in Eukaryota, Metazoa, Arthropoda, Insecta, Diptera, Tephritidae. The transcript has 3 exons. Bases 164 to 1183 code for a protein of 339 amino acids. The record is from RefSeq and is a predicted model, not a curated record.
CUAAUGAUGAAGAAGACUCGCGAAUGUUUGCGAAAAAUAAAUUCCCGCCGGGAGUCUUGGGUGAGACCACUUUACUUAAGUCGGGAUAUCAAUGGACUAUUUGCAUCAAGUUUUGAAGAAAUGUAUAAUAAUGACACUGAGCAGUUAAAAAAAAACGGUUAGAAUGAGCAGAACGAUGUUUGACCAUCUCCUCGGACUUGUAGGAGAGCGUCUUACUAAGCAUUCCAAUAGGCCAUCAAUACCUGCCGCAUUAAGACUCUUUUUAACUUUGAAUUAUUUAGCACAUGGAGGUAGUCAGCACAUGCUCGCCAUAUCAUAUAAAAUGGGACGCUCCACGGCAAAUAAAAUCGUUUUGGAAACAUGUGAGGUUCUUUGGGAUGAACUGGGUGGCAUAUACUUGUCUAUACCAAACCGACAUGAAUGGAAACGUAUUGCAAACGAUUUCAAUUCGAUUUGGAACUUUCCCAAUUGUGUAGGUGCUAUUGACGGAAAGCACAUAAUAUUAAAGUGCCCUCCUAGCUCGGGAUCCUUAUUUUACAACUACAAGGGAACAUACUCCAUCGUACUUUUGGCAUGUUGCGAUGCUAAUUACACGUUUACCUGCAUCGAUAUUGGUGCAUAUGGCUCUCAAAGUGAUGGUGGUGUAUUGUGCAAUUCCAGCUUUGGGAGAAGACUUUUCAACAACCAAUUAGACCUUCCCGAGGAUGAUAUUCUGCCACACUCCACCCUUAGAUUUCCUCAUUUUUUUGUUGGAGAUGCAGCAUUUCCCUUAAAAAGCUAUAUUAUGCGACCAUAUCCAGGAAUACGUUUGUCGCCUGACCGCGAACUUUUCAAUAAGCGUCUUUCAAGAGCUCGGCGCGUUAUAGAAAACGCGUUUGGAAUUAUGACAGCUCGCUGGAGAAUUCUUCUGUCCCCAUUGCAAAUGCAUCCAACGAGUGCCGAGAGCAUUGUCAAAGCAACAGUGCUAUUACAUAACUUUUUAAAAAUGCACGAUGGCACUUAUUGCCCACCAGAAUUUGUCGACCAAUACCAAGGAGACAAUAUUGUCGGUGGUUUAUGGCGACAGGAAAUUACAACGCCCCUUCGAGGAACUGGUCGAUUAAUGGCGAACAAUGCCGCCAGAAGUGCUUUCAAUUUGAGGGAUCAGUUAAAAGACUACAUAGCCGCGCACCCUAUUAAUUAAAUAAUAAUAUUCUCUUUCAUCAAUUUGUUCUUAAACUAUACUUUUAGAUGUACCUAUUUUUUCAUAAAUUCAUUCUUUAUUAAUUAGUAUUGGUUGCUAUCCCAGAAUCCAUCGUAGUCUGAUUUUUCGUGAAAUCUACGAAAAUGCGAUCACUGGAUCCGAAUUAAAGCGAAGGAGUGAAUUAAAAGUAUAUGCUACGUUCGUAGCUAAUCGAA